AUGUUUCAGAAAUUCCUUUCAGACAUCCUGAACAAAGUGCUGGGGAACUUUAUUUACGGAAUAGAUGACGAGCAGUUCGGGAUAAGCGACCUCCUAACUGGCAAGCUGGAGCUAACGAACAUCCACUUGAAGCAGUCUAUUGUUGAUCUGAUUGAUAUCCCAUGUAGACUAAACUUUGGGUGCAUUGGAUACUUCAAAAUUAAUUUACCAAUUUUUUAUUUUAUGAAAAACCCGAUCAAUGUGUACAUAGAAGAUGUGAUCCUAGUGCUGUCCACCAUCCCACCAAAAUAUUUCGACGAUAAAUUAUACAAGGAGAAAUAUAUAGAAAAUAAAAAAAACUCAUUACUAUCUUCAGAGUACAGAGCGAUUGUUUGUUCCAUAGAAGGGGGGGUUAUCUGGCAAAUGCUGCUGUCCGCAAUAAAUAAUAUAAACAUUUCAGUGAAGAAUGUACAUAUACGAAUAGAAGAUUUCACAAGCAACCCUUCUACCUGUUUUUCCUUCGGAAUCAGCGUCGAGGAAUUGUUCCUAAGCUUACCAAAAGAUGGAUUGCCCAUCAAGAGGGAUGGUUACUACACCAAAAAAAAUGAGCUAGUUAAUAACACCAUGAUAAAUAUGAUAACGAUUAAAAAGUUGGGGUUCUACAUGGAUUAUCUGGAUAUGAAAAAAAUUAUGAAUAAAAAAUAUCAUGCACAGUGGGAUAAUUUAUAUAUGAACAAUUUUAGCUCCUUCGAUGUUGGCUCUCACGAGGAGAAAAAACACACUAAGACACGGGGGAAAAGAAAAAAAAAGAAAAAAAAAAACGACAAAAAAGGAGGAAAACAUUCGAAUAAUACUACACACAAGCGCCGAAAAAAAGGGCCACACUUGAACAAAGUGAAAAAUAUCAAAUCGAAUGAGGAAAACUUGAGGGACUUCCAAGAUAUUAUUAAAAAUAUUAAGAACACCUUCUCAGAAACGAGAAGGAAUGAGCUAGAUGUAAAAAGUAUGAGCAAAUUUAAUCAAAAAAUUCACCAAAUUAAUGAACAAAUAUUACAAAACGAUCGAGAUGAUCACACAAAAUCGACUCGUUAUCCCAUUAUUGAAGGAAAUUUAACAGACACCAAUGGUGAUAACGCUAGUAAUUGUUUGGGGAAGAAGGAUGGAAAAUGCGCCUUAUCUAUUAGCAACUUUUACAACUUUAACCUUUUCUCCAAAAAGGAGGAAAAAAUACUCCCAGUUAUGCACAACCUAGGCAUCGACAAUGACGUCAGCUGGGUUGCGUGCAUCACCAAAUUUUCAGAGUCUCUAGAAAAUCCAGUCCUCAAGGGAAAGAAAAAUGAAAUAAUCAAGCGUAAAAGGAAAAGGAAUGCACACGUGAACAGCAAAGGUGAUGACUUUGUCCUACAUGGUGAGGAGAAGAAGAAUCACCAAAUGAAUAUCCACUCCCCACUUAAGCACCCAUCGAAUGAUUCCAAGGAGGAAGGACAAAAUUAUCUCAACAAAGCGGUGUCCUUCUUCUCUAUAAACUCAUUUACCAACGUUAUUAAUAAAACUUUGAUAAAUCGGACCAGUAACAAAAGCAGUGAUGACGUGGUGAGCCCCAACGAGGAGCUCAUCCUCAGCGAUGGGUACUUCACCACCAAGGAGAAUGGCUCCGAUCAAGAGUCCAUCGGUAGAAAUGUCUACCGUGGCACGGACUGUGCAAAGCGUGCUAACACCCCUUUCAGAGACGUGAAGAAGCAGAAGAGGUAUGUACGUGUACAAAAUAGGACAAGCAGUUGCGGAGCGAACAAGUAUCACUCUAUGAUGGAUGAUUGUAAGCAAAAUUCAGACGGGGGACCAAGUUCCCCUGUUGUCCUAAAUGGCGAUAGUAAAUUUUGUCUCAAUUUUGCGAGUGACCCAGAAAUGAGGACCACCAGGGGCAGACGCAGUCGUAUGAAGAGACUUGGAAACGCACAGCGAAGGAGGCAAUCGUACGUCGAAACAGAAUCGGAAUCACAAUUCGAUGAGGAAAAAUUCACAAAGUAUGUAAAAAAAAACGAAAUAAAAGAAAAAAUACGAACAAGAAAAAGAAAAAAAAUACACUCAGUCUAUCUAAUGUACGAAAAAACGUACAAAAUAAGCAAAGAAAAGUUAAACACAUUUUAUCUCUUUUUACAACUUAUAAAAAAUAUAAGGCAUGAGUAUGUAAUACAUCCGAAUUGCUUUGAAGGGUAUGGUGAAAUUUACCUGAGUUUGAUUCCGACUGACCAUGGAAGACUUCCAUUUGCUCGAUGCUUCUCAAGCUGGGGCAUACAAAGAAGAAGCGAAAAGGAGUUUGAAGAAUGUCUACCUAAACUAAGUGUCUUCGUCACCUUGAAGAAUAUAAAAAUAAUUUUUUCUGAUAAGCAAAUAUUAAAUUUUGUCAAGUGGAUAAACUUAAAUUUUGUUACGUACACUGUUUGGAAGGCAGGAAUCCUCUCCCAAUUUGAAAAGAUCAAGGCGGACAAUGAAGACGAAAUUAACUAUAUAAAGAAAUGGGUUCUAAAGCUCCUAGACACGCACACAUCAAAGGAGGAGAAGAUAGAAGCGGAGAAAUUCUGCGAGCAGUUUGAAAAUAAUCAUUCCAUAAAUAUAAUUAAUUUAUUGCGGAGUAAAGCCUUCUGCAAACUGCAGGAGUUCAGGAAGGAGGUGGAGUUGCGCGGAGGCGCCACGGCGGAGGAUCCAAAGAAUAUGCCGAACAGGGGAGACAACAUGGGGGAGGCAAACAGCCAUCCUAGUAUUAAUGAAGGGGACAAUGGAGCCGUAACAGAUAAGGCUUGCCCGCAGGAAAACCAAGAAACAAGCGGCGCAGACGGAAAGGAUAAUCAACUGAAACAAGUCGCCAGCGAAAGUAUACAUGCGCUUAAACUUUUAAUGAAAAAUCAAAAGGUGUAUAAUAAAAUUAAAAACUCUUUCCGGGAAAAAAUAUUCACCAUAGACAUUUGUAUAGACAUCUGCAUCAUUAACAGUACCUGCUUGGUGACGGUUGAAACGUGCAACCGAAUAAACACCAGGACGGUGAACUUUGUAAAAACGUACGCACUCCUCAUGCAGUGCAUUCACUACCAUAACCAAAUAUCAAACACACACGAAUUGAAGAACUCCAUAGAUUUAGAGCUUUACCCUCUAACAUUACUUCUGGUAGUUAAAAAUUUAGACAAUAAAUACAUCAAGCCAGACAUAAAUGUACUGUACAUUCUGACCAAUGCAGGUAAGAAAGACAAUUACGAAAGUUAUCGCAAGAAAUUUUUGUUUAAUGUUGAUAAUUUCGAGUUUUUAAAAAAGUACAACAUACUCAAGAGGGAUAAUAAACGUAAAGAUGAUUAUGUAAAAGGGAGAGAUGGAAGUCAAAAUUUGAACUUUGGAAGUUUGAGACAGAAACUCAAAUUUUUGGUGGAAGACAAUUUUUUCUUUUUUCCAAAAAGGGAUAGUAACAUUUACUGCAAUGAGCUAAAUAAUAUUGUCUUGUCGGACCCGUCCAUUUAUCUCAGAUAUGAUAAUCAGUCCUACACUAUUUUGGAAAAACCAGACCAUCGACUCUUUUUGCAUAAUUGUGCUGAUUCCAUAUUUAAUAUAAACGGAGAGAUCGUUAAUUCAUUCAUUGAUGAUUAUUUUCAUUUUUGCGACGUUAGAGAAGUUCUGUCAAAGAAGAAACAAGAAACAAUCUCUUAUAAAAGGGAAUACUUUUUAGAACUAGGCGCUAGAUACUGCAACGAUAUAUUAGACAACUACACCAAACAUACUAAUCUCUUCCUAGAUGUGGAACUUGAAAAAAUACUUUCCUUUGUCAUUACGAAAUCUGGAAAAGGGUCGGAGGUGCAGGGCUACAGCUUAAAUUUAAAUCCGGUCAAAAUCGUUAGUCAACUAACCCAACGAAUGGUUUGCUACGACGAAACGGCCACUAACAAAAAUGUCUAUGACUCCUUUUUCCUACAGUUUGAUGGAAUAAAGGUAAGAAGGAUUUUAAAUUGGGACCACGCAGCUAGGACUUAUAAAACUUAUUUGGAUGAGAAUUUUAUAAGACCCUACCGUAACUUAUUUCAUGCCAAACAUAAAGGUUACUUUACUAGAAAGAAGGCAGCCCGAGACAAAUUUUCAUUCAAGCUCAAUCAGGGAAAUGAUGGACAUAGAUAUUCCCACAGGAGAAGUGCAUUAGAAUUGGAUGCACAAGGAGGAGCAAGUGAAGCAAGUGGUCAGGGUCACACUGCCCACAUCAGCAACAAUGACGAUAAUGAUAACAACAUGUACAACUCCAUUGAUGAGAGAAAACAAUCAGAAAUUUUUAAUUUAAAAAAAAAUGAAAAAGAACCAGACAGUGAAUAUUCUUCUUCUCUAGAAAAUUACAAACAAAGGAAGAGUAACAAGUUUUUAAGAUCCACCAGCUGCCCACCUGCCAAAAAUGGGAAGAAUGCUUCCAUGUCGCAGACUCACGCGGAUGGAGAAAGGAACACGAUAAAAGGAGCGUCAUACAACGUUAGCAAUCUUAAAGGGACCUACUGCAUGGACAAAAGGUACAGUGCCUUUUUCUUUAAAACAUGUGCAAAUGAAUACGAAGAGGAAGAAGAAAUUUUGGAGAAUCACAGCUUCCUAGACAUGUACCAAAAAUCGUGGAACGACGACACAUACCAUGAUAAGGACAUACAAAAUGGUUACUCGUACUUUAACCAAAAAAGUGUAAACUACGACAAAAGUGAAGAUAAAUCUUCCAACUAUGUGUUCUCCAUGAGCGAAAAGGCGUCUUGCACCAUCCACGUGUGUCACUUAAAAUUCAACCCGAAGUUCCCCAUGUGUAUCGUGAAGCUUAACGAAGAAAAUAUGUAUAUCAAUAUUUGCGAUUACGACAUGGAAUUUUUUUUUCUCAUUUUUUCCUACAUUUAUGGACACUACAACAUGAAGCAGGUGGAAAAUAAAAAAAGAAAUAUUCUUUUCUUAAAAAAAAAAAUUAAGUCCAUGUAUAAAUUGAACCAAAAAUAUUACAAGGCCUAUGCGACUGCACACAAGGAUAAAAUGGUUGAACCUUCGUUUAGAAAAUCUGCAGCUGGAUCCGUACACCUCAAGAGGAGGCACCCUAGCACAAAGAAGAGGACACACGAAAUGGCCACAAAUAGUGAUGCUUCUCGUCCUAUCCAUUUGUCUAACCCCAGUGAAAAAGUUAAAAGGACAAGAAAAAAACUCAAAUCAUCAAAGAAGGGCCGAACAGCAGACGUGUUAAGAACCCAGAAUAAUGGACUUCCUCUAGAGGAUACAUAUUGCAGACAAAAGAGGGAUACUCUCGUUGGUUACUUAAGUGAUAGCCAUGUGAGAACCACAAAGGAAUUGUCCAUAUCAGAAUUAAGAGCCGAUUUGGCUGGAAUUUUGGGCGAAGGUAGGGAUCAUGGCGGGUUGGAGAACCACAGUGACUAUUUCUUGGCAAAAGAAUAUAUAGGACAAGGAGAUCCUCAUUUAGGAGGCAGCAUUGGAGAAAAGGAAAUUUGCCAACAGGGCGCAGCAGACGCAACCGGAUGUAAUCAUGAGGAUGAGAAAGACGGAAGCCAAUUGGGAGGCUCGUUCACAAAGUUAAGUGAAGAGUCAGACGAUUCCCUGUUGUGGAAUCGCAAGAAUAUGACUGAGGUGAAGAAGAUUUCCCACUACAAUGACGACAUUUCUUCUUUCUUGAAGCAGGAGAAACCAGAAGAGGGAAAAAAAAACAAAAUAGAAAAAUUUAAAAAAAAAAAAAAAAAAGGGGGAAAAAAGAAAGAAACAAACCAGAUGGAACAAAUGGACAAUCAUCUCUCCAACGUUGAUCAACACCUCACACAAAUAUCGUCAGACGACGAUUCGUGGAUCGACCUGCUCGAAAACUAUGACAGCGACGAAUCGCUAGAUGACCACGAAAAAACAAAAGUGCAAAAAAUGCUAAUCGAUAUAGAGAAUAUUAAAAAAAGGUUAUCUCAUAACAAUUUCAGCAUUACAUGUAGCUUUUCUCUGUCUAUUAAAAAAAUAUUUAUUCGCUUCUGGAAAAGGAAGAGCCCUUUAAAGGGACGAAAAAAAUCCAAGGAACUUACAAGUCCUAAUACAUUUCAAUUAGUAGAAAAUGGCAUAAGCUCGGACAAUAAAAUAUCUUCUAUAUUUGGUAAGGGAAAAUAUAAGGCCAAACUAUCCAGUGUCCAGGAUGAAGAUGAGCACAUAGCGGGUGAAGGGGAAGGGGACACGCUGCACAAUUUGACCAGCACGUUAAGAGAACAAGAAAUGAAUGACUUCCACAGGAAGGACAAAAACAACAUCAUGAUGGAUGCAAGCCAGGAUGAUUUAUUAUAUAACAAAAACUUCAUUGCGCUUAACGAAAAUAUGCAAAAGAAUAUGUUCAACAGUAUGCAAUAUGCCAUUCCACUGUGCACCAUCAUUUUUUCUGAUAUAUUCUUUGUUGCAAAAGUGGAAAAAAAUAAUUUCACCUACAUUUUAUACUCCAUGAAUGGGGUCGACGUGAGGGAUGAAACGAACAUUGCGCUGCUCAGCAUGAGCUCCAUUUAUCAUAGCGACUUGAAGUUUGUCAACCGCAGCGAGUUCGGAACAGACAGGGCGGAGCGUACCAACGGAUUGAAGUCUCGCAAUUGGGGGAAGUACACAAGUGGGGAGAAUAUUCUGAAUUCGGAGAAAUCACGCAAGGUAAAUAAAGGGACAAAUGAGGAUCCCCUGAACAAUAACGACAUGAUAGAAACGGAGGACACGUUUUUGGACUACUCCAUAAGCAACAUCGACUUGCCGGAUCUCGAAAAGACACACCUCGUGUUGCUCUACUUUGGCUACCUAUUCAAAAAUAACCACACGUUCAAAUUUAUAUUAAACAGAACAAAGGUGAAAAUAUUUUGGGAAAUUAUUGAUGAAUUUCUAACAUGGGUUUUAAGCAUUAAUGAGCUGCUACCACAAAUGAACACAAUUGAGGAAGACAUCAACAGAAAGCUGGACGAUAGUGAAGAUAUGCAUUUAAAUUAUUUGCAAAAGGUUCAGUACAUAAAUUAUGAUAUUAUCUCCAUUAAGCAUAGCAAUACAAUCGUUUCUGGAAAGGGCACCUACAAAAUUGCGGUCGACAGCUUGAUUAACAACUACAGUGUUAUGUUUCAGUGCAACGAAAUGAGGAGCAUCCCAAAUGGGGAGCAAGACGCGGCUAUGCCAGGCAUCAAGCACGGGGAAAUAAUGUACACUGACGCGCAGGAUGACCCGACAGCAACAUACUAUCUCAUAACAGAAGAUAAAUCGAUCUGUUGCAACCAGUACCAAACAAUCAUCAUUGAAAAUCGGGAAGGCAUUAAUACCACCUUGAAGGAAAUCCUGCUUCACGAAAACUACUUUUUUAAUUACACUUUUAAUAAAAUAAAUAAAAAAAAAAACGUCGAAAAAAUUUUAACUGCAGAUAGUGUAAAGGGUGAUGUUCAUAAAGGGAAUCAAUUUUUCUCCAGUGGGUCACACUCUAUAAUGAAUGGAAGUAGCUCAACAUGGCCUCCACCAAAUGAACAGAUACUACUACAGAACAAGAACUACCCACCUCAUUAUGACACCCAUAAUACGAAGAGGGGAACCAUACCUUUUAACAACUCGGACCCAUUAAACAGCUGCCGCGAUUGUCUCCAUUCAAAAAAUUUAAACUACACUGCCUACACAAAGGAACUUUGUAAAAGCAAUGCAUACCCCUACAUACAUCUAGACAUCGAAAUUAAUUACUUCGAAUUAUGGGUAGCUUUAGACCCUGUUAGGGUUCCGCAGAAAAGAAAAAAUUCAUACCUUUUGAGCGAAGAGCCCAAUAAGGCAUAUCCUAACGGCGGCAAAAAAAUUAAAAGCAGACAAUCGAGAAAGACAAGUGUGGCUGAUAAAGCGAAGGAAUGGAAAAACAAGUCUAUUAGAAGCCGAAGGAGGAAGGAAGCUAAUCGGGGGAAAAAAAAACGGAAAGUGAGCGAUCCCUAUAAUAGUUACCAAAUGGAAGGGGGAAGAUCUCGCCCGGAAGGGGAAUACCCAUAUGGAGAAUAUCCCGAUGGGGAAUACCUCAGUGAAAAACAUGAUAACCAUCAAAGCGGGGAGAAAAAUACAGGCAGAUUCAAAUUCCGCCAAAAAAUCAAGUGGUGCAAAGGCUUCUAUAUCGAAAAUCCGUACGUUUUGGCCACGAAGGGGUGCCUGAAGUCUGUGAUUUUUUUCUUGCUAUAUAAAGAGAGUUUAGAAGGGGGCAGAAAGGAAAAGGAAGACGCACGGAGAAACUCUGGGGAUUGCAGUAACGGAAACGCUGGAGAUAGCAGCGAUAAGGGUGAUAAAGGCAAUGAGCGAGAUUCCUCUUCCCGGGUGCGCUGGAUAGGGGAUACUCCCACGAACGAAUGUCCCCAAAGCAGCCAAGAGAUCAGCAACGACUCGAGCAACCUGGAAAAGAAAAGUAACCCUAAUGAGCAAAUGGAGGCACUACAAAUGAAAGUGACGGAUGUAUUGCGUCAUUCCAAUUUGAACAAAGUACUAGACGCAAACGACUUUGUGAAAAGCAAAUUCAUGAAGUGGAUUAUCCAAGUGUCGUCAUACGUCCCAUGCAUACUAAAUAUGAAUAUAUUUCUCUCCCAAAUUACAAGUGCUAUAAGCAGACCAGUCACAAAAAACCCCUUGCUCAGGGCCUACAUCGAUUGGAACAACGUGCCCUACAAUAACAUCCUCCUACAACCAUGCAGAGUAAAUCUAAAUUUCGAAAUGAAAAUACCAAGCCCAGAAAUAUUGAUAGAAAGAUGUUUAGGAAUAAAUAAAGUAACGAGUAUAAAAAUUGCACAGAAGGAUAAUGUACUGGUUCAAAACGAUGUGGAAGGGAUAGACAUCAACUGUUCCUGCGAACCCAUCAUUCUGAAUGUGGAUUCUAACGCCUUAACCCUACUCAACCAGCUAUGCAAUAUAAUAUUUGACUUUUCGACCUACUUCUUUGAUUUAUGCUCAUUAAAUGAGAAGGAAGAAGAAGAGGACUUACUACUAAGAGCAACAUCCACGAACGAUAAUUUUUAUGAUCACACAAAUGAGCUAAUGGUUAGUGAUAGCUUCUACUUUAAUGUUAUGAGUACUUCUACAAGUGGCAUGUCUAGUGGAUAUGCGCUAAGUGACUCAGAAUCACCUGUUUCGAACCGCCAUCAUUUGGAAGAAGAAAUACGCUCCUUCAAGAAAGAUGAGAUGAGUAGAUUAUUCGUUAGUUUUUGCUUAACCCCUGGUGGUAAGAAUCAUUCUAAUCCAUUUCGUGGAGUGAAAUCCACUGGAAGGGACAACCUCGAAGGAGUAAAAAAUUUUCGAACCAUAAAAAGUUUCAUAGCUAGCAAAAAUGAAACGAAUCAAUUUGACCUGUCGAACAGUCAACACCUGUUCAGACAAAACUCGGAGAAAAACAUCGUAAAAAAAGAUCAUGUCAACUUCACGCACAGGGAUUCUCACGAAAGGGUUAAAUGUCAGAUGGAUUAUCCAUUAGAUUCAAACACACUAAACAUGCUAAUGAUGAAUUUUGUAGAAAAUAUUGAAAUGAACUGUAACGUCAAUUUCGAUGUAAUCAUUUUUCAAGUAUGGGAUUCGAACACUGCUUACAAUAGGUGCUCUCUAAAUUUUGUCAUCGAGUAUUUUUCCUUCCAUUUAUAUUCCCUAAACAUUUAUGAGCAAAGUGUAUCAGGGGGAGAAGCGAACGGAGUAAGGGUAGCAGGGGAUUUCCAAUUGAUGGAUAAUCAAAGGGACUUUUCCCCAGGGAGAAGUGGAAAGGAUGGCAUAACGACUCACUGUCUGCGUGACGACAUGACUUUCGAAUCGCAUAUCCCCAUGGACAGCAGCUUGGAAGUGUCUCCUUACGCUUUCAGCAAAAUUGGUACAGGCAACAAUGCCAAUUUGGACGAAUCAUCAUAUGAGGAGCUGUACUCACGUGAGACCUCGCACAGAGCAUGGGCGAGAUGUGGUGAAACCGGGUCAUCUUCCACACCCCCUGUCUUGAAACGCCCAAAUGAGAAUAAAAGCGAAAUGUACAUGUGUAGUAAAACCGCUCAGGAGAAGGAAAAUCGGAGGGGAACAAACAUAACCAGGGUAAUGGAUGAUAUCGCCAAUGAUAUGAACGCAGAGGGGGGAGGAAGUCACCCAGAUGGAGCCAAAGGAAACCAUUUGAAAAACGACUUGUCAGACUCGAACAGGUGUGGAGAACAAGAGGGGACUACUCCCAGCAGGAAAGAAAACAACGGGUGGAGGACAUUUUGCAGUAGGAACAUUUUCGUAAAAAGCAUUGAACAGUUGUGUGUAGAAAUAAAGAAAAUAUUCCAGAAGAUAUUUUUUAAAAAAAAGGAAAUCAAAAUGGAACGAGUGGACCAACUGAAUAGAAUGGAGAGUAAUACAAAGAACAAUUCUACACAAUUAAAAAAUGAAAAUAAAAAACCUCAAAACGGAAAUCAAAUCUUCAUAAAUAACGAAUACAUGUUUACUGAUAUAAAAAAUUACAAAGAAAAUAAAAAGAGCAAAAAUGUGGAAUGCAAGAUAGAAUUUUUAGUGUAUUGUGAAAAUUUUAACAAGAAGGAAAAUUCGUACCAAACAUUUGUGGAGCCUGUGCGUGUAGAAAUUAUAGCUGUGAAAAAGGACCUAAUAUCUCCAAUACAUGUAUACUACUAUUUCUCAUGGCUCAACAUUAAUUUAAAUUUUAACAUACUUGAUAAUAUCCUCUCCAUAUGCUGCAGUGUCAUUUUUUCUAUAAUAACCCAGAGGACGCGUUUGCUCCUGGGAAGACACAUGAACGAGUUAGACAAAAAAAGAAACAUGAAAAAACUUCCUCAGGGAGGAAAAAAUGACAAAAAUGAAGAACUCUCUUCCAAAAAUAUGCAUGCAAGUAAUAUGAUAUACCAAACAGAAUAUGAAGAUAACAAUACGGAGAAGAAAAACGUGAGCGAAAUGGAUGACACGUACACGUCCAUGUGUUGGCCAAAGUGCUAUGCUGUUAUGCAUGAUGAACAGUACAAGGAUGUUCCUCUGCUUACAAAUGAUCAUAUCCUAUUCAGGUACAACAAGUUUGAUGUCCUCCAUAGCGUAAAUCGAUCCCUAGACACCUACAUUUUUGGAGAGUUCAUUUUGGAAAAGCUCCUGAGAAAUUAUCAAUACUCGUGCCAGUACCCAGGGGACUAUUUAGCCAAAUAUGAAAACGAAUUUAAUUUGGACAAAUCUGAUUCUGCCCCUGAGCAGCUCCUUCACAUUAAAUUGUUUAAUUACAUUAAGAGGAAAAAGAGACUCGAAAUGAAUAAUAUUUGUAAGAUUAACAAUUUGCUUGGUCAGCCUAUUGCUAUAUGCACCAUACAGGCUAAGGGCGAUUUGUGCUACGAUGAAAGUGAGGGAUUCCAUUCUGAGGCAAAGGGAAACUCCUUAGGCGGGACAAAAAAUUACGAUAAUAAGGAGAACCUGCUCCUGUCUACCAUCGAUAGGAUAUCCAAGAGGAAAUUCAUGCAAGGUGGAGUUGGAGGACACGGCGCUGUGCCAAACUCGGGUAUGGCGAGUAGAGAUAGGGAGAAUACCACCCGUUCGAAGUACACCUCGCGUAUAAAACGAAGAAGGAGCAGUAAAUAUCGCACACCUGGAGCACAAAACGCUCUCGCGAAGGAAGAAGAAAAGAACAAUUUCUCGUCCGAUCAGAAUGAGGUAAACGCAGAUCACACAGAUACGUCCACAACCCACAGCAGAAAUGCACUAAAGUACCAAUGGAAAAUAUUAAGCAAUAACGAAUCGCUCGAUUUGCCCACGCACAAAAAUGGAAAGGUGAAAUUUUUCCUAAUCCGAUUCAGACUGUUAAAUUAUAUAUAUGACAUCCCAUCAAGUAUACUCAACACAGCGAAUGAGAAUGAAGACAUCAUCCGAUUGGUCAUUCCAGAGAGGAGAUUGCCUCCAAAUAUAAAUGCACAAGUGGAGGAAGAGCUAUACAAUGAACAACUCUUAGAAAUGGAUAAUUUAUCCCUUGAGAGUAAUUAUCAUACCAUAUACCCAUCCAACUACACCUCCAAAAAGAAUACUAAUACAAAUAAGGAAGAGGUGUGGAAGCCCGCUAAUAUUCCACAACCACGAAAUCAUUUAUUUAUUUUUUUUCGAACAAGUAGCCGAAUAAGUCAUGAAGAAAAACAAGAGUAUGACUUUUUCCUAUCAUCCAUUGUGGCUAUUAAGAACAACACUGAUUUUCCCCUUUAUGUUUUCAAAUCAGUACCAGGAAAUUCAAACCGCAAUGGUAUUUUUAAAGAAUAUUUUCACAAGUACAAUACAGUACCUUCCCCUCCACCAACGUACACGCUAAAAAUUGAUAAAAAAAUAGAAAAGUUCAUCCAACAUAGUGUGGUGGAAAAUAAUACACUCAGUGAGAAAAAAAAAAAAAAAAACAAAAAGACAAUUAACAACAAUGAUGUACAGGGCAGUGGGGCAAACAAUAUGAACGACCAAAAUGGUCCCUAUCAUCAAAGCACAAAUAAUAAAGAAAAAGCUAUUAAUUAUAUUCAACAUAAGUCCUACUUGUAUGGAAGGAAAUGCAUUAAGAAUAUAUUUCCAUUGAUGAAACUAUCCUCAGUAGAGCAUUACAUCUCGGGAGACAUCAAAUUUAGCUCCUUAGCACCUCUCAAAUAUAAGAGAAAAAAAAAAAAAAGAGGAAAAAAAAGUAAGCAAAAGCAUGAAUUACAGAAGCGAUUUAUCAAAAAAAAAAUUAAAGAAAUAUACCUCAAGAGGGUUUUUAAAAAGACAAGACAUAAAAGGAUCAGCAAAUAUGAAAAUGGUCUUCUCUCUCGUGAAAAAUUUAGGGAUUAUUCUGGCCAAGCCAAUCCAUAUAGAAAUAUAAUGUCCAUAAAUGAUUCAUUUUUCAGUUUCGCGAAGAGAUCUUCGCAGCAGUCCGCAUCAUCGUCCGCUUCCUCUGCGGAGUCUUCCUCAUUAACUUCACCCCACCAAGGUAUAGCUAAAAAUGCGUCAACCACAUCACUGAGCUUGACGGAUCUGUCCAACAUCACCUUGUCGUCACUCUCCAAUUCGAUCUUCUCCAUGGAAAGCACACUAAGUAACAGUUCCGCUUUUGGAAAUUCCUUGUGCGAUUAUGAGAAAGACAAUUUUGAAGAGCAGGCACUUCUUAAUGAGUACUUUAAAAAGGAGCAAACGAAUGCGCAAGGUGACCUGGAUCUCAUCAAAAUAGCUAGCAAUAAAAAUGCAUUCAUAUGGCUCUCUAUACAAAAUGAAAAAAUAUACAAACAGGAUUUAUAUGGUUUUUUAAAUGACCAUCAGAAUGCAGAUUAUAUAUGCACAAAAGCAACGCUCGACAAUAUGCUAAAUUACCACUCACCUUUCUUUGCCGACACGACGAAAAUAUUCAAACCAUCCAUAAUUAGGUUAAGAAAUCAUCUGCUGAAAGAAAAUAAUGUUUUAACAAAAGAGGGAAAUAAAAAUAAUCAGAAUUUGUCCAACAGUUACAAUUUGAAUUAUAUGAAUUUGAAAGAGGUCUAUUUCACGUCCACCAUCAUCAGUGUCUACAAUCCCAAUUACGUUCUACAUAAAAAGGACGCACAUAAUUUUUUCCAAAUAAGUAUUGAUCACGCUCUCAUGAUUAAUAAUGGACUCCCGAGAACCAUGUGUUUGACCUAUGAGGUCUUCGAACAAAAGACCACUAAGAGUAUGAAAAAAAGCGCUAGCACUUACACCAGUCUUCCAUCGCUAGAGCACUCCAAUACACAAAAAACAUAUAUCAACACUGAUCAGUCGCUUUCUGUGGAUGACUCCUACGUUAAAGGACCUGGCGAGAGUGUUUGCGAUAGGUGUUGUAAAGGUGAGGAGUUCGCCUCGAAUGAGCUGCUCCAUUCCAGUGAGAGACUCACCUCAAGUGAUGCCUACCAAACGGCCCAAACCGAUGCACAUAAUACAAGUCAAGAGCGCUGUAACACGGAUGGCGUGCAGGAUGCAGAUGUGGAAGUGACGCCUGCUGAGGUGGACAAUUUCACCGAGGAAUACCCACAGAAUGGAGACAACAAAUGUGAGCAGAAGAAGGAAGAUUCGAAAAGAAGCAUCCUCUUUUUUGACAAGCUGAAUGAGAAAAAAACCAACCUCAAGCAAAUCACACAUGGUGGAGACAUUAUUCCGAUGAAAGACAAAGAAAUUUUGCUCAAAGAAAUUAAUAAUGAUAAAAAUGUGUACAUAUAUAAAAACAAAAAAAAGGAAAACAGCCAAAAUGAGGAAAACACCAAUGGAAAAAUAUACAUGGAAGAAACAAAUUUUAUCGUUACUAUAAAAAAUGAGGGCAAUAAAAACAUACAUCAAAUUAAGAUUGAUCCAGGGCAAAGCAUAAAGCUGCCUUUCGUUCCUAACAAUAUAAAUAUCUCCUUUGAUGGAUACAAUUCCAGGAGUAUAUCAAUUAACUAUCCUCAUAAGAAGGGGCGGGAGAAAAUCAUCCUCGAGAAGGAGACCAGAGAGGCCAUGGCAUCCUUUUUCUCCCUUGACGAUGGAGAGGAACAGGUCCCCAAUUAUGUGGCAACUGUUGGGAGCUCCCUUGAUGGGAGCAGCGCGAGUGGAGGAAACUGUUCCGAUGGUGUAGUGCAGAUAGACCGUGUUGUGCAUGCCAACCGUGUAACACAUGCGAAACAUUGCAGUAACAGUCUAGUGGAUGAAUCAUCACAAAAGGGGGACGUGUAUGCACACGCGCGCACAGUGGCUCUGGGCGAAAUAAAGGACUACAUAAAAUAUGGUAAUCUAACCAACGUAAAGUUGAAAAAUGACCGCUUUGAGAAGAAACGAGGAAAUUAUAAAUCGUCCAAAAUUGAGGAAGGACAAAAACAGCUAACCAUAUGGGCCAUAUUCAACGAAUUUUACGAAACAGGCAAAAACAGAUACCAAGACAUCUCCUUGGAAAAAAUUCACCAUGCAACAUAUUCAGUGUCCUGCACGUUUUUCGUCUCAGCGUGUGUAAUUAACCGAUUGAACUACCCCAUUACGUUAAAAAGAAUAAACAAUGACAACAUGGUAGUGAUCGAGCCAUAUGUACGAAAAUUAUUGCCAUGCGAAUUUGCCAUGAGAAGGAACCGGGUGGUGAUAUCCUAUGAAACACUCAAGGAAGUAAAAAACUGGAUCAAUUAUCCUUUAAAGAAAUUUAUGAUUAGAAGGAAGAAAUUGAAAAGGACCAGAAACAUAAUCAAAAAAAGGAAUCACAAAAUGGGAAGAGGUGGACCCCUAAUGCAGAAGCAACAAAUAAAAUCGGAAGAGAUAUACAGUGAAAAAAUGGAAGAAGGAGAACAAAAGAACAGUGAUCAGCCAAUGCAGAAUGACAUUUCAGAGAAAUCUGAACCUAACCCUGAACACAUGAUAAGUAAGAGUAGAUCAAAUCUGUUCUACCAAAUGAAAAAAACAAAAGGGAACUGCUUCUUUUACCGAAGCAAUAUUAAUAAACCGCUGGAGUCUGAAGAUUUUAGGAUCACAGAUUUGUCCAUCACCAGAUUGACUUGCUCAAACAAAAAUAAAAAUGUGCCACAGUUGAAGUAUAGCGUAUAUAUGUCUAUAGCCCCCAUGCCGUUCUUUCGAACAACUGUUAUGGAGAUACUACCCUACAUAGUCAUAAUAAAUAACACCAAGAUGAAUAUCGUUUUUCAGGAGUAUAUUAAAAAUUACACCUAUUUUAAAUACAAUAUUUUGGCGCCCGGGGCGUAUGUCGAAUUUCACCCACAGUCUAAAAAAAAAGCCAUGUUGAAAAUGUGCGGCAUUUUUGAAAGCAGCUUCAAUUACCUCAUUGAUGAUUAUUUGCAGAAGGAGUUGUACUUGGAGAAUUUGGAAAAGGAAAAUGAGAAGCUGUUGGGAGGGAUAAAGGAAGAGGAUUGCGCGAGGGGGGAUGAUUCUCAAACCAAGUGUGAAUUCCCCGACGACUGCAACCUGCUUUCCAAGUGCGAUUCACCCGCCGAGCAUGAUCCGUCUGUACCCCCCCUGAAUGAUAUCUCGCACAAACUGAGCGUUCUCGUAGACAUCGAACGGGCGAACCAGCACAUGUACAAGCAACACUCUUCGUCCUCGAAAAGCACUUGCAGCACUAGUGCGCAAAACUCCCUUGAGAAGGAAGACGUGGAGAGAGCCAGUGGAAACGACACGAGACCAAAUAUCAUAGUGAAAAAAUACAAAAAAGUGGACGCUUUCAAAUUUCUCUACUGGUCGGAAGUUCUGGACCUGACCAGAGUGAGCAUGAUCUAUUUCCGCCAUCCAGUUGUAUCGAAUGAAAAUUUUAAGAAGGAAGAAAAGAAACUUAAAAAACUAAAUCUUCUUUUAAAAAAGAAUGGCAAAAAUGACGUUACUUAUUUGAAUAUAUCCAAGGAGCUAUUAAAAACAAGUAGCAUACCUUAUGAGUACACCUGCUGCUCCAUGGAGAUCUCCACCUAUAAGGGAUGCAAAUUUGUGCGCUUCCAAGACAUCGACGUAGUGCCAUAUUACCUCUUAAAUCUGACCAAGUACAACAUUAAGCUCAGACAGCUAGGUAUAUAUGAACACUCCGAAGUGUUACGGAAAAUCCCGAAAAAGAAGAAAAAAUGCUUUGAUGAAAUAUUCAAAAAUUACGCUUUUAAUUUCUCAUUUUACAACCCGUAUAAAGACCCCAAGCUGAAGAUCAGCAUACUUUCGUCGAGUAAGAAGAAUGAACAAAAUAAAAAGGAAAAGAAGAUCAAUCAGAGUGGGAACAAUAACAGCAACAACAACAGUAAGAACAACUUGAAGUAUGCAAACACGCUGAAGAUAAAUCUGAAGAACGAACUCAACCACCUUAGCCUCUUGGCUACCAACUAUUUGAAGGACAAUGAAUAUGCAAAAAUUAUUAACGAUAAAAUUUUUCAUUUGAAACGAUUUUCAGAACAAGUGGAAAAUUUAAAUGAUGGAAAUGUAAAUAUAAUUGAUUUGGCCAACUCGACAAACGUCACCUUAUUAAAAUUGAGACAAGGAGAUACAUUUGUUUAUAUUCUUUGCUCUAAGAAAACGUACAAUGGGAAAACCAUCUUCUCGUUUGAGAAUUACGACGAUCUUAUAAGCAACGUUUUAAAUUUCACGAACGCACCACUCAGUCGUAAGCACAAUUACAAGCUGCUCAAGUCGUUACAUGUCUUCAGCAAAAAGAUAAAGAACGUUUACUUCAGGGGGAGAAACAAAAAGCAGGACAAGCGGAAAAGGAGCCGCAAGGCGAGGAAGGACUCCAUUGGGGGGAAGGACGCACCAACGGGGGAGUACAGCCCAAACGGGCAAAAUGCAUAUGGCGGACCGGAGGCGUCCACUCCACAAAAUCGCGCAUACCCAAAGAACCGGAAAAAAACAAAUCCAUGGCACUUACUGAACUUGUUUAGAAAAAGAAGCACCACGCGAUCUAUUGAAAAGGGACCCAGGAUGACCCACCUUAUUAGAGACCUAUAUGAGAAAAAAAUGAUCAACAGGGAAGAAAAAAAAAAAGAUACAUUAAAUUUAAACAUAUUUGCGCACUUCAUUUUUAAGGGAGUAGGAUUAAGCAUCAAUAACCACAACUUAGAAGAAAUCCUCUACUUCUCCAUGGAAUAUAUAUUAGUGGUAUACAAACAAAUAAGUGACAAGGAUUUGUUUCACUUAAAUAUAGGAUGGCUGCAAAUAGACAAUCAUACGAAGAACACAGAUUAUAAGAAUGUGCUGUUGCCAAUUAUAGAUUUGAAGAAGAGCCACCAAGUGGACAAUUCAGCACAGGAGCAGCAUGACCAGAGUGGCUUCGUAAAUAGUGCAGGAAAUACCUUCGAAAGGAAAUUACGAACAGAAGACAUGACCACUCUUUAUCGCUCAAAUGGGGGCAAAUCAAAUGAUACCUUUUCCCGUCAACUCAAGGACGAAAAUGAAUUUUGCAAAACGAAUUCUAGCAAUAUAUUAAUGCCAAUGGGACUUAAAAAAAAUAAAUCUUGUGAGGAUUACACCUAUUUCGAGAAAGACAAUCUGCUAAUCAGUCCAAAUUCUAAUAACCCCUUGUCUAAUUCUUACAAACUUUUCAUCCCUUCCUUUUUCUAUAUACAACGUAACUCCGUUUUGGACGUAACUAUAGUGAAGCAGAAGAGAGGGAACAUGAAGAACUUCCUCGAACUAUCAGAUGUGAAUAUAAAACUUUCUCCCUUGAGUAUAAAUGUGGACUCAUAUUUUAUUAUUGAAAUUUUGAAGAUUUUCGAUGAACUGUUAAAAAUCCUCGAAUUUGAUUUGACCAAUUAUAAUUCGCUCAACUUGGAGAAGAACAUCGAAUUGAGGGACACCGAUUAUGACAGCUUGGAGUACAAACAAAAUAUGGGCCCAGUGGAAGAACUUAUUAAGCACUACAUUCUGAAGGACUACCACUUAUAUGAACAGAUAGCCAACUUCAAAUUUAAUGCCACGAGAAAUGAGCAGGGGGUGGAGGAGAAAAAAGAAAAAAAAAAAAAAAAAAAGAACAAAAAGAAGGGAAAGGGGAAGACGAACAAAAAGGGGGAAGGAAAAAGCCGAGAGGAAGCGCCAAUCAGCAACAUUUUCCACUCCAACACCUUUUGCAACAAAUCGGACAACGAGGUGCCAGACGUGAGGGCCUACAUUAGUAUGAUAAAUGAGUACAAAAAUUGGGGGAAACACGGAGACCAAGCAGCCACGGAAAGUGAUCAGGAUGGGCAAGCUGAGAGGGGCGACACCGUGGGAGGACUAAACAACCAGAGGGGCAUCCCCGCAGGUAACUCGUCAGGUAAUCCAUCAGGUAACGAGAAAGAUCCCAUGUUGAAGCACACAAGCGUCGUGCCCGUCCCUGGUGGACACACCCACGGAGGAGAACAAAUGCUAAACCAGGUUGCCAACAUAAAUAACAAGAAACAAAUAAACCUAAGGACCAAUUACAACUCAGACAUGUUUAACGAAAAAAGACUCAAGUAUCUUCAAUCCUGCGAGAAGUAUUACAAAAAUUUACUCAACAACCGAAAGCGUAUUUUGAAAAAGAUCCAAAAUAUUAAUAUGAAAAAUAACUUAAUCAGUUUCGACAAAAUAUUUAUCUCCAAAUUAGAAAUAAAUGAGAUUAAAUUAAUCAUUAACCUAAAGAAUAGAAUCCUAAGCUACGACAAGAAAAGUGAAAUAAUGGAGUCCAAUGUGAUGAAUGCUUUGGUUGUCCUUAUAAUGAACAUUCCUAACAUAAGUGACGCACAUAUACACUUUGAAAAAGAGGUUAAAAAAAAUAUGUGCGGUUCGUUAUACGUAUUAAUAUUUAACGAAAUAAUGAAUGACUAUAUAAACCCUGGUAUGAACCAAAUGUUCAAUGUUCUAGGGGCUGUAGAUUUUAUUGGAAAUCCUUUAAUAAUUUAUAAGCAUUGGAAAAAAGGUUACAACACCUUCAUUAAGGAUUUGAAAAAAAGUUUGAAUUCAUGUUCUUUUCCUUUUUUAUUUUGUAUUUUACUUUUGAAUAUACUUGGCCGAUUUGGAAAGAGCUUACUAUCAGGAAUCCUCGAAGGAGUGAGUAGACUUUGUGGAAGUUGGAGUACCUGUUUUGAAAGAUUUUCUAGAAAUGCAGAUAAUUUCAGUAUCGUUACAAAUAGCAAUGUUUUGCAAAAUGAAAUUCUAGACCAACCAUCCAACUGUGCAGAAGGAAUAUGCUACGGGUGCCAGUCAUUUGUAAACAUACUCGCCAUCAGCUGCGUUAAUACGAUUUAUAAACCAUUCAUGGCAAUAAAAAAAAUUAAAGAUUUUCGAAAGAAGGAAAAAGACAAAUUCAAGAUAUUCCUUUCAGUAGCAACACUUAUGUUCUAUGGUUUAUUCAGCGCAUUGAGCAGUCUAUUCUUUGGAUUAUUCAAUAGCAUCCUCUCCUUUUUCACCUUUCUCUUUAUUGGCACAUUAAAUCAAAUACAAACGGUAACUAUGAAAUCGGUCGUUAGGCCAAAAAAAAUGAGCGUCAUUAAAGAGUACGCAAAAUUUGUUAACUACGAAUACCCACUAUCUUUCUCUAAUUAUAUCAUUAAUGAAAAAAAAAAAAAAAAAGAGUUUCUACAAAAAAAUAUUGUAGCUGUCAUUCCGUUAUAUACGUUCAAAGACAACAACGCUAGCAGCAUAAAAAGUUUCCUUUGGGUUAGCAAUAAAGAAGUGGGUUAUUGCCAGAAGGAUAAAUUGUUGUGGUCCCUCUUCACGAACUGCAUCAUCAAAGUGGACAUUCUGCUAAUCCAGGUGGAUCAUGGUCAGGGCAAGAAAAAGUUGUCCAUAUUAGGUCGAAAUAAAAACAAAAUAAAAAGCAAGCAUUCAAAUGUUAGUACAGGGGCUAAGGAAGAUGAUCAACCAGUUAAAAAAAACAAGUGGAAUUUUCAUACAUUUUUCUACCCGCAAAAAUAUAGACAGUUGGGAGACUUCAAACCAUCUUACUACAUUAGGAUACUGUACCGAUCUGUGUAUAAGGUAAAAAGAUCACACCACAAACCCAAGUUGAGGAACUUCUACUUCAGCAAAAAGGAUGACUCCAACCACAGGAUGAAGCAAAUUAUGCGAAAAAACACUUACGAAAGGUACUUUGAGAAGCAGUUCAGGAAUGAGCAACUGGCUUAUGAGGACGCGGACCAGAGCGACAACCUUAGCGACGGGGGACAGGGAGGUCAUCAUGACCGACAUAAGGGCCACCACAAAAAUUGUCACAAAAACAAUCACCAUCGUGCCGAUAACCAAUGUGACCAUGACAGACGCAGCUCGCGCACCAAACUGUACAAAACGCACCACAAAAUGAACAACUACUACACCAAAAAUGAUACGCGUGAUGCAAGCCAAAGCAAGGCCAAUAGACGACAUAACGGAGAGGAAGACACACUACACCAUGGAAAUAAUUAUCGCGAGAGGGACAGGAACUACCCAAGUAGUCGCCCAAAAGGUCGCCCAAGGACUCGUGUGGAAAAAGGACAAAAGCUUGAUGAUCACAUCCUUCUGAAGGGGGAAAAAAAAAACAGAUUCAGGAAAAAAGAUAUCUAUUCAUACCAACAAAAUGAUGUGCACAUUAGUGAAGACUCUAGAAAGAUCAACAAAUUGAAAUAUAAGAAAAAACAUGCAAGGAAACAUCAUACACAUAAAAGAAAAAAAUUUAUAUAUAUUUCAAAAUUGGUUAAAUGCGAAUCGAAGGAAGUUGCUCUGCACGCCUUUUCCCUACUCCUAUCCUUUUUGGUGCAUAAAUCUCCGUACUACUUAAAAACUGCGAAUUAG
Molecule: messenger RNA, 21156 nt
Organism: Plasmodium fragile
Lineage: Eukaryota; Apicomplexa; Aconoidasida; Haemosporida; Plasmodiidae
Exons: 3
Coding region: 1-21156 (7051 amino acids)
Biological process (GO): protein targeting to vacuole; protein retention in Golgi apparatus
Cellular component (GO): extrinsic component of membrane
Source: RefSeq, a predicted model, not a curated record